Botrytis fragariae is the source of this 2487-nucleotide messenger RNA. RefSeq names its product putative centromere kinetochore protein zw10 protein. Bases 1 to 2487 code for a protein of 828 amino acids. The transcript is spliced from 6 exons. NCBI's taxonomy places the organism in Eukaryota, Fungi, Ascomycota, Leotiomycetes, Helotiales, Sclerotiniaceae. The record is from RefSeq and is a predicted model, not a curated record. Gene Ontology annotation, biological process: mitotic spindle assembly checkpoint signaling; endoplasmic reticulum to Golgi vesicle-mediated transport. Gene Ontology annotation, cellular component: RZZ complex.
AUGGCCUCCACAAUAGCAGUUGAUCAACUUAGCAAAACUCUCAUUGGCUUUGCAUCAAAUGGAGAAUUUCCUAAUGAGGAAGUCUCUGCAUCUGCGGUUGGAAAUGAAGCUCUUCCACUAGCUAUAGAAGCUUUGGGUGAGGCUAAAUUAUCCCUCGAGACUGAAGUUCGUCAAAUCAGUAGAGAUUCCGCUGUCGAUAUCGAUACAUGGAUACAACACGCGCAAGCCCUCCAGGACGAUAUCGACAAGUCAAGAAAACUGGCGAAUGAAGUCGUUCAACAAGCAGAAGCGGAUGAAUCUCGAGUUACCGAUGUACACAAUCAUGAAAACCAUGUUGAACUUUUAGUGAAGGAGAUUGAGUUCAAUGCACACUUACUGGAAUGUGCACAAUCCAUAAAACGUGCGAAUGAUUCCCUGGACAGAGUUGUGGAGCAGGCGGACAAACAAGAAAUACAUGAAGCUUUAAAGUCACUCGAUAUUGCAGGUCAUCAAAUUGCGGAGAUUCCAGCGGAAACUACUGUAAGAGCGGUUCGGCUCCUGGAUACACGAUACUAUGAGUUGAAGGGAUCUUUGAAUGGUCAGCUUAGUGAGAUCCGGAAAUCAUUGAUAUAUAUCCAACCUAAAGAAGCUUCUAUCACGAUCCACAAGAAAUUUGACGGUAUUUCAACAUCUUUGGAUGAUGUUGCAAUAGGAUUGGAGAGAUUUCAAGAGCUUGGCGAAUUUGGCAAAGAUCUAUGGGAGCAAUUGUCUGAAACAAUUAUACGACCUCGUACUGGCCUGGAAUCAUCACCUUCUGUUUUCCAAAUAUGUAUUGAGAAUAACACUUUGCGUGUUACUGAAGAUCGUUCAGAUACUAGCAUUAAAUCUUUGUUCAAGGAUCUCUUAGACAUCAUUCGCUUUUUGGACGAGAACCUGCCCAAGACAAUGGUCGAAGCCUUGUCUAAGGUUAUGAUGCCUGAUCUAACUGAAAUAAUAAUCGGAACAUGGCUAGAGUCAUCUGUACCAACGUCCCUAGACGAUAUGGUCGAUUACCAAAAGGCUUUAGGUCGUACAGGUGAAUUUGCCGAUACUUUGAGAGAAUUAGGAUGGCCUGGAGCAGAGAAAUUCGAUGAAUGGGUUUUCAGCGCCGCUAGAAUUUGGUUGACUAAGAAGCGAGAAACAUCACUGGACCGAGUUCGUAAUGCUUUAGCCCUUGGCGUUGGCCAACCUCUUGAAGCUAAACGAGUUGAAAUGCGUAUGGUGACCAGGGAUGACGGUAUGCAUGUCACUUCAAAUGGCGAGACUGUGAGAGAUGAAUGGGGCUGGGGUGAAGAAGACGAAGAGGAAGAGACUCAACCUAUUCCAAGAAGCCGAGCUUCUUUUGACGAGGAAAGAAGGGCAAGCUCGCUGUCCAUUACUCCUGAUCCAAAUAUUCUUCAAGUAGAUGAAGAAGAUGCCUGGGGCUGGGGUGACGAUAAUGAAGUUGCUGUCGAAACGCCUACCGAUGAAACCCCCGACACGCGCAGAGCCCCGAGGACUCAUUAUAGUCCUACUAGUCAUACCCAGUCAAAUGACCCAGCAGAAAGGCGAAACGUCACUCUCUCAGAAAAGUAUUGGACAUCUUCUAUUCCUUUGAAAAUAUUCAAUCACGUUGUCACUAUUUAUGAAGAUGGCGCCAAAUUGAUGCAGGAAGAGAACGAAUCUCUUCCCAUAUCACCUGCUGCUGGUGCCUUGUCCAAGAUCCCUACGUUGAUUUUGGCAAUGUAUCGUGCGGUGUCUCCAUGUUACUAUGUAGAUGAUCCAAAGGGAAAUAUGUUUGCUUAUAACGAUGCUACAUGGUUGGUGGAUAAAUUGAAAAGUUUCUCGAAAGAAUGGCAUCUACGAAAAGACAUAACCCCACGAGCUUUGAGUCUUGUCAACAUUGAUUCAGAGAUUGGACCUCUUGAAAGUUUUGGAAAGAGAGCUUAUAAAAAUGAGAUGGAUACACAACGGACAAUCUUACACGAUUUACUUGGUGGUUCUCAGAAUUUCGUAUAUAAUGACAGCGAGAACGCAAUCCGUGCUGUUAUCGGUCAUAUCAAUCAACAAUCUGCCUCUUGGAAAGAAAUACUUCCAUCUUCAACUUGGGCAUCGGCCGUUGGUACAUUGGUCAACACGGUAGCUACUAAAAUCAUCAACGAUAUUUUCGAACUCACAGAUUUGGGAGUGGAUGACGCUGAAAGAAUAGCAGUGCUGAUUCAACAAGUUGACGCUCUAGAAUCUUUAUUCAAAGCGAAUGAAAUUGGAACUUAUGCAGGGAAUUGGCUUAAAAUGCAAUUCCUGAGUGAAGUUCUACAGAGUAAUUUGAAGGAUAUUAGGUAUCUUUGGUUUGAAAGUCAUCUUAGUUUGUACUUUUCGAAAGACGAAGUGCGAGAUUUGAUUGAGUUGAGUUUUGAGGACAAUCCGAAUUCGAGAUCGCUGAUUAAGGAUAUUAAGGAGAAGCCGUUACCGGAUGUUAGUCGUAUGUAA